AUGGUUAUCAACACGAGCAAAUGUGAAUUUGGUAAGAAAGAAAUCACCUUUCUAGGGUAUCACGUUUCAGCCAACGGUGUUAAGCCUUUGGACAGUAAGGUUCAAGCCAUCAAAGACUUCCCCACUCCGAAAACUGUACGAGAACUUCGGCGUUUUCUAGGGAUGUUAAAUUUUUAUCGCCGAUUUAUCAAAGGAGCUGCCGAAAUUCAAGCACCAUUAGGCUCUUUGCUGACGGGUUCCGUAAAGGGAUCACGUUCCGUGGAUAUAUCUGGAGAAGCCCUACAUGCCUUUGAGCAGUGCAAAACUAGCCUCUGUCAAGCAGCAUUCUUGGCACAUCCAGAUCUGAACGCAAGAUUAGUUUUGGUAACCGACGCCUCAGAUAAGGCAAUCGGUGCCACCUUUCAGCAAGUAAAGAAUGGAUCAUGGCAGCCACUUGCAUUCUUCUCCAAGAAACUGAAACCAACGUAA
Parnassius mnemosyne (clouded apollo) is the source of this 468-nucleotide messenger RNA. The record is from the annotation of a GenBank genome assembly. Lineage: Eukaryota; Metazoa; Arthropoda; Insecta; Lepidoptera; Papilionidae.